UUCUUUUUUCUUUUUAGACUUAAAAUAAGAUUGUUGCUAAGCAAUGAUUGAUGCUAAGGAAAUUUCGUGUAGACUUUGCCUUAAAAAUAUAUCCGAUAAAAGUUUUGAAAUGAUAGACAACAUUAUCAUAGACAUUGUAGAUGGUCUUUUGCUGAAAUUGAAAUUUGAUAGCGAGAGCAAAGAGGUUAUAUGUAACAUUUGCAAAAGAAAGUUAAAUACGGCAUCAGAAUUUAAGUCGGCUUGUCUGAAUACCGAUAACGCAAUUAUUCCUUAUGUGGAUAGCGAAAAAAUGUUACAGCUCGACUUGAGAGAAGUGUACAUGCAGGAAAAGAAAAGUGAGUUAAUUGAUAUUUCUUGCAGUCAAAAAAUAUGUCGAUUGUGUAUGCACCCAGUAGAAAGUGAGUUUAGGUGUAUACGUGAAGAGGAACGUAAAGCUAUUGAGAAAUUGGCUCCUGAAAUGGUAUCAAUGAUACUAAAUACUUGCAGUUUUCAGAAUUUAAAAAACUAUACUUUGCAGAUUAUAAACAUCGUCAAAGAUCUUGUAUGUAAGCCGUGUUUUGAAUCUUUGUGCACUCAUAACAGUUUCCUAAAAGAUUGUUCAGGGGUAGAAGAAAAAAUUAAAAGUAUUUUUGAUUGUUCAGCCACAGAAUGUCAAAUAGAUAUGUCACCACCUGAUUUAUUUCUUAAGACUGAAAACUUGGACAAAGAAUUCGAUAUUAGUGAGAUGGAAAUGUCGAUCAAAGUUGAAUGUGUCGACAUAAAAUCGGAAGAUGAGGAAAGGAGGGACGCACCACUGCCAAGCUCCAAUAUUGUACCAUUCGAGGAGAGUGACUGUAAAGAAGCAGAAGAGGAUGGAUGUAAACAUGAGACUGGAUCAGAAAUGAAAACUAAGCAGGAGCACAAAGUAUUGUACAAAUGUGAUAUAUGUUUUUAUGAGACUGGAAGUGAGAUCCGUUUUACGGUACACUGUGCGAGACACGAGAACGAUUUGGAAGUGUACAAAUGUGAAUCAUGUGGGUACGAAACUAAAAAGGAGAAAUUACUUCGGAGGCACAUGUUGAGGCAUAAGGAUCCUUUGCAGAUUCAAAUGUACAAGUGUAACAACUGCACGUAUGAAACUAUAUACAAGGUUAACAUGAAACGGCACCAACUGAAGCAUAAAGAACCUUCGCAGGUUCAAAUGUACAAGUGUAACGACUGCGAUUAUAAAACUAAACGCAGGAGUAAUAUCAAACAGCACCAUAUGAAACAUAAAGAGCCUUCGCAGGUUGAGAUGUACAAGUGUAACAACUGCAAUUACGAAACUAAAUACAAGUAUGUUAUCAAAAAGCACCAACUGAAGCAUAAAAAUCCUUCACAGGUGAAAAUGUACAGGUGUAACGACUGCGAUUACGAAACUAAAUACAAGAAUCAUAUCAAAACGCACCAACUGCGACAUAAACAGCCCUCGCAGGUUCAAAUGUACAAGUGUGACAACUGCAGUCACGAGACUAAAUACAAGGUUAAUAUGAAACGGCACCAACUGAAACAUAAAGACCCUUCGCAGGUUCAGAUGUACAGGUGUAAUCACUGCGAUUAUGAAGCUAAACGCAGAAGUGAUGUCAAACAGCACCAGCUGAAACAUAAAGGGCCUUCGCAGGUUCAGGUGUACAGGUGUACCGACUGCGAUUACGAAACUAAAUACAAGAAUGCUAUGAAACUGCACCAUCUGAAACAUAAAGAUCCUUCACAGGUUCAAGCGUACAGGUGUAACGACUGCGAUUACGAAACUAUGUACAAGAAUGUUAUCAAAGUGCACCAACUGAAACAUAAAGAUCCUUCGCAAGUCAAAAUGUACAAGUGUAACGACUGCGACUUUGAAAGCAGGUACAAGAAUAAUAUAAAACUGCACCAACUGAAACAUAAAGAUACUGCGCAUGUUCAAAUGUACAGGUGUAACGACUGUGGUUACGAAACUAAAUACAAGAAUGCUAUCAAACGGCAUCAACUGACACAUAGAGAAGGUGAACCGACUGUGAUUAUGAAUCCAAAUGCAGGAGUGGUGGUCAAUUGAUGCACAAGAAUUGGAUUGCGGGUGUGAAUUAUCACCCUCGUUCAUCGUGCAAGAUAUUGUCGUAAAUGGAGACGUAUGGAUAUAACGCCGAUCGUAAAUAUGUGAAUACGAAGUAAAACGUAACACCCGCCUAGAAAUACAUCGGUUGAAUCAGGAAAACCUGACCAGAACGGAGGCCAACAAGUUAUUUUGGACUAGUAUUUGUAUUCAUUCAUAGGUACAGAAAUCGUAUACUGCAUAUUAAGGUUAUUUGUAGUUGUUCUUGUAUGUACUAUAUGAGACUGUCUUAACUUUAUAUACAUGUUAGAUGGACAGCUCAAUAAACAUUAUUAAAAACACAAUUUUUACUCCCGAUUGUUUCAUUAGUAUGCAGUAUACAGUGAUUCAGUCAGAAUAAUUUUAAGGAAAAAUAGGGAAAAAUGAGUAGAAUACGCAAUUAAAAAAAUUUUUAAAUGCAUAUUUAUGCUGAAAAAAAUUAUUUCCAAACAUUAUUUAAACCUCUUUCGGACUGCUCAUGACCUACCGUAACAUACGG
This is a messenger RNA of Anoplophora glabripennis (Asian longhorned beetle), 2588 nucleotides long. RefSeq names its product zinc finger protein 90-like. NCBI's taxonomy places the organism in Eukaryota, Metazoa, Arthropoda, Insecta, Coleoptera, Cerambycidae. Gene Ontology annotation, biological process: regulation of transcription by RNA polymerase II. The coding region runs from base 44 to 2053 and encodes 669 amino acids. Gene Ontology annotation, cellular component: nucleus. Gene Ontology annotation, molecular function: DNA-binding transcription factor activity, RNA polymerase II-specific; RNA polymerase II transcription regulatory region sequence-specific DNA binding; zinc ion binding. The record is from RefSeq and is a predicted model, not a curated record. The transcript is spliced from 3 exons.